AUGAUGGUGGAGGAAGGACAUCCAAAUGCCAGUGAACUGCUAUGUAGUGCCUCAAAUGCUCUUGGAAGUUUAUUGGCCUAUGUAUUCCCAGUUAUUGGAACACUAGAUUUUAUUAACAAUUCCAUUGUAGUUGUUGCAUUCCUCUACUCGUUGAGACGAAAUAACAGGCAGUUUUUCUUCUUCGGAAUACUUGCAUUAUCAGAUAUCGGUAUUGUAAUCACAACUGGUUGGUUAUGGCUGUUUCCAACAUUCGGUCUACCGUAUGCAUCUUCAGGAAGUGUAUAUUAUUUGGUGAUGGCGCGGUCAACUGUAAGCUGUAAGCUGUCCACAUUUUCUCAAUCAUUCUGUUACAUUCUACGAGGUAAUGUUUUACUAAUGAUGACAAUUGAUCGUUUUAUUUUAAUAUACAAACCGCUUCUCUACAAGAGACUUCCAGAAUAUUCUACACGAAUGCUUCUAGUUAUAGUGGUGACAAUAACACUUUUAAUGUCAUUGCCUAUUGUGAUAUACACUGACAUUGUCUUAGCAUUUCAACUUUCUGUAUGUUGGUAUGCAAAUCAUGGAGAAGUGCUUAUACUUUAUCAAAGUUUAUUCUCUAACACGUGUUUAGUACAAUUUUCAUUUGUUAUGCUUCUUGAUGUAUUCUUUUUGGUCAAGAUGAUAAAGUGGUCUCGUAGUCGUAAUCAAGCAGCUGGUUUACAUUCUUCAGAGAUACGAAAUAUUUCGCCUACAAUUACUCUACUACUUCUUCAUACUCUCUCACUUAUUUUUGCACUACCAUGUAGCAUCUCUUUAUUCAUCACAAACACAAUAGACGGUAAUAAUGUUGACAUUCCUGUAAAGUUGAUUCGUUUCUUGUUACUUAGUGUCAAUAUUGGAUGGAUUCUAAUUUUUCUACAAUCUUCAUUGAAUAUCAUAUUGUAUUCUGUACGUAUUAAAAGAUUUCGUCAAGUUUUACUGGGUGGGCUUAAAUGCUGUCGCAUAAACAUAACAGGUGUCAGUGAAAUACCAACGCCGAAUUCAGUGACCAACUCUGUUCAGAAAAAAACGUAG
This is a messenger RNA of Heterobilharzia americana, 1053 nucleotides long. NCBI's taxonomy places the organism in Eukaryota, Metazoa, Platyhelminthes, Trematoda, Strigeidida, Schistosomatidae. The record is from the annotation of a GenBank genome assembly.